This is a messenger RNA of Exophiala dermatitidis NIH/UT8656, 3391 nucleotides long. RefSeq lists its product as uncharacterized. The coding region runs from base 611 to 3181 and encodes 856 amino acids. The record is from RefSeq and is a predicted model, not a curated record. Gene Ontology annotation, cellular component: RZZ complex. Lineage: Eukaryota; Fungi; Ascomycota; Eurotiomycetes; Chaetothyriales; Herpotrichiellaceae. The transcript has a single exon. Gene Ontology annotation, biological process: mitotic spindle assembly checkpoint signaling; endoplasmic reticulum to Golgi vesicle-mediated transport.
CUGAGGUAUUCGUCGAGUGUAGUGCGAAGGUACUUUCCAUUGAUGAUAAACUCUAACGGGAUGGACUUUUCGGUUUUCAAGAGACUGUUCACGAGCGUCGACAAAGCAUACCGCCGAAAAGACGUGGGGAUGAGGAUGGGCGCGUUGUCUUCGAGGGCAAGGUCGGCAUCUCUGGUGGUCAACCGCACCCGUACUUGAGCAUUCUGGGGGUCUGUCGAGUUUGAGGCCAUCUUGAGAUUUAAGCCCGGCUGUGAGGAAGUGUGGUUUGCAAGCUUGAGGCGGCCGUAAGAGCCAGUUGAGGCCUUGAUGGAAAAUGUUCUGCGCAACCCGCAAACCGACAGAAAAAUAAAGUGGAGCACAUCAACCGCUGCACUCGAGUUACGGUGCAGCCCAAAACCGCAGCGGGCCGCAGCCUGCCAAUGCAAAUGCCACUGGCACCGAUUGGCCUUUGAUGUCACGUCUACCAACGACAGACAGUUGCAGUGGUUGUUGGUGGUUACAGUACCCUGAAUAACCCAUCCACCUCGGGCACGACACGAGACAAGACGUCUAUAAUAUCUUCUGAGGAACAGGGGGACGUCUAGCCUUCUACAACUGCUUGCAUGAAGACAUGACAGCCGGAAACAACGCCUCGGAUGUCCUAUGCGAAUCGAUCGUCAAUGGCACGUUUCCGCAGUCCGAAGACCUCCUGACUUCUGACCUAUCCUCCGAACUCAUACCACAGCUACUUAGUCAGAUUUCGGGAACGCGACGCCAGUUCAGUGAUGAGAUCAGAGCGGUUAGCAAAGACGACUCGGGAGAUGUGGCUCAAUGGAUAUCGCAAGCGCGGAAAGCCCAGGAGGACAUUGCAAGAUGCAAGUUGGAGUCACAACGCAUUGUCGAAGAACAUGAACAAGUCCAGGCUCUGAGAGAACAAGCUGUGGACUAUCAGCGCAAAGUGGAACUCCUGGAAUCGGAGAUCGACUUCACAGAAACCUUGAAGCGAGAACUACAAAAGGUAUCAGCUGCAACACAGUCUUUGAGAGAGGUGGAGGAUUGUCUUGGGAGACAAGAUCCAUGCACAGCUGCCCAAAAGUUGGAAGAACUAGACGCCGACACUUCACAUAUCCUGAAAUCGCGAACGUCGACUCUGGUUCGAGACCUGAAGGAUGAGCUGUGUCUGAAGACGCUCGUUCAGCUGGAAAACCAACUACACAGCCAAAUCACGGUCAAAAAGGAACAACAGAAAGUGACGGUGGAGGCAUCGCCUACCGAGACUGACGCAGACUCGACCAAUUCUGCCACUCUUCUGCAGGCAUUGGACAGACUGGGGGAUCCGCACGGCUCGGUCGAACCUUUGUUGGACAAACUCCGAACGUUUGUGCUACAGCCUCUACGACAGUCCUCACGCCUCAAACUAGCCACUUACGAUGUGUCACAGCGUGGCAUACAUAUCCAGCUCAACAAGGAUGGUGCAGCUCUGGAGGCCGUAUUCUCCUUCAUACUUGAUUUCAUUCGGUUUCUGCAUUCAUCUUUAUCCGGAGCCUUGCAAUCUGUCAUAGUGAAAGCGAUUCUACCUGACAUGAUGACGAUUCUGGUGCUUGAUUGGCUUAACCCUAGUCUCCCUACAGACUUACCAAUAUUUGGCGAACUUGAUACAAUGCAAGAACAGGUAAACCGGAUAUUGGAAGAACUGAAAGCGCAUGGGUGGCAGGGCCAAAAAGAACUUCAGGACUGGAUUGACGACAUACCCCGGGCUUGGUUGAACAAGCGCAAAGCAGCGACUUUAGACGCUGUUCGAAAAGCGUUUGCAUCUUCAAAAGGGGCUCUACGACAGGUGGAACGAGUUGAACGUCAAGUCGUUGCCACUGCUGUCAAGCAAGGCGAGUCUCAAGACGACGCCAAUGAUGAUUGGGACACCAAUUGGGACGAGGACAAUAAAGACAGCUCCAUAGGGCAAACCCCAGGUAAAGCCGAAGAUGAAGAUGAAGUUAGUGCCUGGGGAUUCGAGGAUGACGAAGAUCAGUCGAAAGACGACGACGGUCACGCAGUAAGCAGUGGCGCGGAUACGAGCAAGGCCACAGACCGUACAGAGGAAGGAGACCCUGAAGAUGCUUGGGGCUGGGGUGACGAUAGUCCAGAGGAGACGAAAGAAGAUUCAAAACCGCACUCUUCACAAAAGCCGGAUGCGGGAGAUAGAGCACAGCAGCCACCCAGCUCAAAGCAGGAAGUUACUUUGACCGAGGUAUACAGCAUCAGCGACAUUCCCGACCAGAUAGUCGACAUCAUCGAGCGGGACGUGAAAGACACACAAACCCUGCUCGAGGCAGGCACGCAGCAGCAUCAAAGUCUCGACUCUUCCACCGCAUCUCGAGGCUUGUUAGCCCUACCCACCCUAGCGCUGGCCAUGUUCCGCGCAGUCGCACCGAGCUACUACGGCGCCUCGCCCACCCUGACCGAUCUACACCGGUACAACGACUCAUUAUACAUUGCCGAGCGGCUGCGCGAUAGCAUGGAAACCACAGCUGGCACGGCUAGACCACCCAGUCUAGACUCCGACAUCAAAGCAAUGGAGCGGUCUGCCCGACUAGCCUAUUCCAAGGAAAUGGAGACCCAGCGCCUCAUCAUUUGGGACCUGCUCGAAGGCGCCCAGGGUUUUGUCGCAUGCACCCAGUUCCCAUACUCGCAAGAAAUCGAAAACGCCGUCUCCGCCGUCGUCGAUCGCAUCCGCACCCUCCACCGUCUCUGGAAACCGGUCUUGUCCACCUCGGCUCUCAUGCAGAGUAUCGGCUCGCUGCUCACCAUGGUCAUCGCCAAAGUCAUCUCUUCCAUUGAAGACAUGGACGACAUCUCGGAACCCGAGUCGCAGCGCCUCACUGCGCUAUGUCAGCAGAUUGCGUCCUUGGACGACUUGUUUCUUUCGAAUGCUCCACGAGACGUGAAGGAAGAACGUGGGGAGAGCGGCGGCGCCGAGUCAGUACCGAUGACCGCCGUCUAUGUCUCGAAUUGGCUUCGCUUCCAGUAUCUCAUCAAUAUCCUCGAGAGCUCGCUCGUCGACAUCAAGUACCUCUGGACCGAGGGCGAGUUGAGCCUCGAGUUUAGCGAGGACGAAGUCGUGGAUUUGAUCAAGGCCUUGUUCGCUGAGAGCUCGCAUCGGAGGAAUGCCAUUGCCGCCAUUCGCGGUUCGAGGCGGUCAAGAUAGCAUAUUGUAGUUUUUGAGCCCGGUAUAGCAUGCAUUAAGUUGUUCGGGAAUCACAUACAUCCACCCUCAAUAAUCUUAAUUCAUAUGCCAGGCUACUUUAAGUCUGGUAUCGUGUGACAAAUAAUAGAGCAAUUCAGUCCAACGUCGACUUUGUACGUAGGAUGGACAGUUACACAUGGUUACACUACCUUCCUUGACCGUCGCUUGGAG